Ectocarpus sp. CCAP 1310/34 is the source of this 2235-nucleotide messenger RNA. The record is from the annotation of a GenBank genome assembly. NCBI's taxonomy places the organism in Eukaryota, Phaeophyceae, Ectocarpales, Ectocarpaceae.
AUGUCAGGUCGCAAAGAUGGGGGUGACUCUUCCAGCCAGUCUGCGGCGGAAGACAGAAAGAGGUCAAGAGAAGAGCUCCUGGCCCUGAGGACGCGAGAUAGAUCACUGAGGGAUCAGAUGAGCCAGGUAAUGUCGCUAGUGGAAGAUACCAUGAAGGCAAGGAAGAAGGAGGAGCCAGCUGGCACCAUCGAGGGUGCCGCUGAUCGCGGCGAUGCUAGGGAGAGUGCCGCCGCGGAGUCCACGAACGCCGAAGGAGGGGCACCGUGGACCGGGAGUGCGCAGGACGGGAGGUACCUGCGCGAAGCUGUUGGAGAGUCUGGCCCGUCAGGGCGACACAGCAGCGAAGUAGGGGGCUUUGUCCCCCAAGAGGUGAGAGUAGCCGCUGCUCACAACCAAGAUUAUUGUAGUGCCAUGGGAGAUGACGGUGCUGCUGUUGGCUUAGGAUACGGAACCACAACCCCAGCGAUGGGUUACCAAAGUGUGAGGUACACUUCUCCUCCGUUCAGCGGGAAAUCGAAAUAUUUCAACGAAUAGCUAAAUGAUUUCCGCAUGGCAGCUAAUGGUGCGAACCUGUUGGAACACUUUGAAGAGAGCGGGAGCUUUGAGAUCCCCGUCAACAGCGGAAAGAGCAAGUUUUUGCUGUCACAGCAGUACCGGAGCGAGCAAGUAGAGCUCGCAUUCCACACGUGGAACGAUCUGUCUCACGCGUUGAAAGAAAAAGAUCGGAAAAUCAUGAAGAGGGCAGAGACGCCCUAGGGAGCUCUUCGUGAGCUCAAGACCAUACACGACCCUGAAUCAUCUGUACAGCCGUCAGAGGACCCCAAGUCCCUGACAUCGACCAAGAUCUCUAGAGGUGAAAACCACCAAAACGCCCUAGAUGAGAUGCUCCAAACCUCAAAGUCCUUAACCGAGGAAGGACUAACUGUCAACGAAACGUUCGUCCUUCACCUCUUCUUGGAUGCCCUUUCGGACGAGUAUGCCAUGACAAAGCACAACCUGCCACACGCGAAGGAGUUGACGCGGACAGGUGUGCUAAAGGAAGAAAUGAUCGAAUACAAGGCGAUCAAGGACAAGCUGGAGCAGGGGAAAAGAAAAGGGGCGAAGGGCGCAGAGCAAGCGUACUUCGCCGACGGUGAGGGCCGCAGGGAGCGGUACUCAAGUAGGAGUCAGGGGCAAGGUUGUGGUCGUGGCGGCGGCCGUGGCCGCAGCAGCAGUCGUGGCCGCGGCGGAGGCGGUCGCGGCGGGGGCGGCGGCGGUCGCGGCGGCCGCUCAGGCGGAUGCGGAGGAGUCGAGGAGAGCGAGGGAAGCAGCAGUGGAGGCGCCGAUGGCGGCGGUGGCGAGGACUGUAAGUUCCCGGGCCGGUGCUUUAGGUGUGGACAUCGUGGACAUCAAGCGAUCGGCUGCACUACCAACGAUAAGGACGUCGUGCCUUGGUGUGCGCGCCGUGAGGGGUGGGGCCACACCAAAGAAAGUGCGCGACGGAGGAGGCCGUCCUAGCGCAAGUGGUGGAGCAUGAGAGCGACGUGGACUCCGUGGAAUCCCAGGCGUUUUGUGCCGUGGCAGUCCCCCCACGCGAGUGUGGUACCGUUGGUGAAGUAGGUCUAGUGGGGGUUGUAGAACAAGGCCAGGCGAUGAACGUGGCCGACACAGCGGCCACGUGCUCCAUGUUCCGANGGGGAGGUGUGGUUCCCCCGGACUGGAAAGCUGCUGACCCAACGAGGCUAUCAAAUAAAGCCAACGCUACACACCGCCUGUGCCGAACUCAUUGUUCCUGGCGAUGCGAAAGCAGCCACCCCCACUUACCUCAACCAGUACCACCUCGCGCACGGCCAUGCCCACAAGACAAUGCUCAGGAUCACGGCGGAGCAGCAGGGAGUGCAGCUGACGGAUGGACCGCUGCUACCCUGUCUUGGCUGUUCGAUGUCCAAGGGACAGGUGAAACCUGUUCAGAAGAGCACGAGCACACGCGCACUGCUACCUCUCGCAGAUGACGAAGAGGGCGGUGGGGGGGAGAGCAGAGCGGAUGCAUCACGCCAAGGUUGGGGGGGGGAGAGAGACAUAGAGAAUGAGUCCGACCUCGACGUGAUGGAGGCUCGUGGGCCAGGGCAAGGUACGCCGUUUGUGCGCGAGGAGGCGCCGACGGCACCCGGCAACGGGAUUCCGGGGGACGGAGGCAGCGUUCCCCCGUCGCCCCCUUCGGGAAGGGGCGACUUCGGCGAAGGCAGUAACAGUCCC